ACGCUGUCUGGGCGAGACAUUGAGCACCACCUCGCCAAUGUCAGCAUCUUCUUUUACAAUGACCUUGUCAAUGGUACUGUCCUGCAGACUAAGCUGGGAAGCCAGCUGCUCAUCACCUCCAGCCAGGACCAGCAACAACCGGAGACCAGGUUUGUCGAUGGAAGGGCCAUUCUGCAGUGGGACAUCUUUGCCUCCAAUGGGAUCAUUCAUGUCAUUUCCAGGCCUUUAAAAGCACCCCCCGCUCCAGUGGCUUCAGUCCACACGGGCGUGGGAACAGGGAUAUUCUUCGCCACCGCCCUGGUCUUUGGAGCCGCUGCAUUGGCUGCAUAUUCUUACUUCCGACUAAACCGGAGAACAGCUGGCUUCCAGCAUUUUGAGUCGGAGGAGGAUAUCGACGUCGCGGCUCUUGGCAAGCAGCAGCCUGAGAAUAUACCAAACCCUUUGUAUGAGAGCACCCCCUCCGCUCCCCCAGAACCUUCCUAUGACUACUUCAUGGAUUCCGAAGACCAGCAGCUGGACAACACCGACCCCCUGGGGGCGCUGUGAGGGGCCAGACCUGCUGCGGCCAGCCACCCCCCUCGGCCAUCUCCUCACCUGCCUGAGCCUCCUCAAAAAGGCUGUCAACUGUGAAUCCUCACACCGGUUGUCUGGAAAGUAAGGUCCUUUCACAUUUUAAAGUAGGAAGUACUCAAGCCAUACCUCAUCUCUCCGGUUAAUCUGGGGGAUUACUUUGUUUCUGUGGGUGAGGGGUCGUGUUAAACCCACCCACCAACCCAGGGGGACUGUCCCUCCACUGUCCCUCCUUUGUACCUUUAGAUGGCACUUAAGUACAUUCUCCCCAACGCUCUGACCUCAUCUCCUUUCCCCAUUAGGCUGUAAGCAUCCAAAAGGCAGGGACCUGCCUCAUUCAUCUUUGUAUCUCGGGGUCUGAGACAUGCAGUGUGCUCAAUAAAUGUUUAUGGAAGAGAACUAAAGUCAAUGGAACCAACUGGUGUUUUGGGAAACAAAAAUACUGUUUGCCACAGAAAGGGUCAAAGUCUCAAGGUAAAAUCCACUUACUAGAGCUAAUGAGGGCCUUUUCAUUUAGCCAACACCUCCCUUUUAAAGUCUUCUUUCUUAAUUCUGUUUUGUUCGCUUGUUUGUGUUUAAGAAGACAUAACCA
Messenger RNA from Lontra canadensis (Northern American river otter), 1162 nucleotides. Its product is annotated as stabilin-2-like. The transcript is spliced from 5 exons. The annotation marks the transcript as partial. NCBI's taxonomy places the organism in Eukaryota, Metazoa, Chordata, Mammalia, Carnivora, Mustelidae. The record is from RefSeq and is a predicted model, not a curated record.